CAAUAUAUAGAUUCGAGUAGUAUGGACCUGCCAUAUAUUAAAUAAGCUUAUGCGUUGGGAUACUGGGGAGAAGAUAGGCGCCAGAUUUCCUGAGUAAGGGGAGGAGGGCAUCCUGGCACUGGGCCGUAAAGGCUAACCACGCGGAAGGAGGUUCCCACAGCAGCUCCCUCUAGACUGGCCACGCCCCCGUGUUGCAGCCGCCGUAAAGUGCGGCGUCCUGGCCACGCCCCUCCGGCGCUUCUUGUGACGCAGUCACCCUGGGUAUUUUUGCGCGGGAAAAGGAGGCAGUUCGGAGCGCUAGGCAGUGGGGCCGGAACCGGCAGUUUUUGCGGAGUUUGCAGCUCGCUCCCUGCCCUUACUGGCCAUGGGGCUGCUGGAGCUGUGCGAGGAAGUGUUCGGUACUGCCGACCUCUAUCGAGUGCUGGGCGUGCGGCGCGAGGCCUCGGACAGCGAGGUCCGGCGCGGCUACCACAAGGUGUCUCUGCAGGUGCACCCGGACCGGGUCGGCGAGGACGACAAAGAAGACGCCACCCGCCGUUUCCAGAUCCUCGGGAAAGUCUAUUCUGUUCUGAGCGACAAAGAGCAGAGAGCACUGUACAAUGAGCAGGGAACAGUGGACGAAGAUUCUGAUGUGCUCAACCAAGAUCGGGACUGGGAGACGUAUUGGAGAUUACUUUUUAAAAAGAUAUCUCUAGAAGACAUUCAAGCUUUUGAAAAGACAUACAAAGGUUCUGAAGAAGAGCUGGCAGAUAUUAAACAGGCCUAUUUGGAUUUCAAGGGUGACAUGGAUCAGAUCAUGGAGUCUGUGCUGUGUGUGCAGUACACAGAGGAACCCAGGAUAAGGAACAUUAUUCAGCAAGCCAUUGAUGCUGGAGAGAUCCCAUCCUAUAAUGCCUUUGUCAAAGAAUCGAAGCAAAAGAUGAAUGCAAGAAAAAGGAGGGCUCAGGAAGAGGCUAAAGAAGCAGAAAUGAGCAGGAAGGAGUUGGGCCUUGAUGAAGGAGUAGAUAAUUUGAAAGCAGUCAUUCAGAGCAGACAAAAGGAUCGGCAAAAGGAAAUGGACAAUUUUCUGGCUCACAUGGAAGCAAAGUACUGCAAACCUUCUAAACGAGGAGGGAAAAAAACGCCUCUCAAGAAAGAAAAGAAAUAAUGGAAUUUUCUCUUCAAAAGUCUUUAAGUGUUAAUUGGUGCCCUUACAGGCAAGGUACAGUCAAGAUUUGAAGACAAAAGUCAACCCCGCCCUUGAGAAAAAUUGUCCUUCCAGCCUAGAUUAUUCAGAUCAAUUCUGUAAACCACGCAGAAUCUCUCAACCUGAUUUUAGGAACCCUAGAAAUCCCCUGACAUUCUUUGAGGUCCUGUAUGAAGGAAUUUAGUGGUGAUUUUUGAGGGAAUGGGGGUGAGUGGUGUAUUCCUGGCAGCACUUGCUUCUAUGGGUCUUCUGUGCAAGAAACUCUUAUCUGGAAUGUGGGUCUGUCCCAUAUAGCCUUUAGCAGUUGUCAUUUUGGCACACAAGAGUGUGCACACAGCUGCAGAGUAUUCAAAGUGAUGUGUGUGUUUAUUAGAACAGUAACUCUACCUGGCUAGAAAGCCUUCAAAACACUUGCUGGACAUCUGUCUUUCACAUAUUUGCGAGUUUACUUUCAGGCUUAAUAUUCUUGAAUAGAUCCCCUUUCCUUUUUGUUUUACUCAGCCAGCUUUUGUACUCUGCUUGAAGUGUAGGAGAAACAUGUUCAGAUUACCUCAGGCAUCUUUGUAAGACUUAAUACCUGAUGAAAUAAACAGGUUAAAAAGGACUAUUAAGUUGUGGGGCCUUUUAAAUGAUCUAUGUGAUCAUUUAAAAAUCUAUGAUCUAGAGAAACUAUGGAAGGUGCUUAGAGAAGAGAGAAGAAAAAUAAUCCUAGUCAGCUUAUUUAUAGUAGGUAGUCUGGUUUAAGUAUCAUAAACAGAAGUUGUCCUACCUGUAACUGUUGAGUGUUCUUAGGUCGUUUGUUUCCUCAUCUAUAAAAGGGUGAGGGAAUUGGGCUAAGUGACUUCUUCAGAGGUGUCUUCUGACUCUCUACAUUUGAAAGGCAGACCAUCUUGAUCCCGUGGUUUGUUACCAUGCACUCAUGGUAUUGAUUUGUGAGAAAAGUACAGGUUUUUACUUAAUUUAGUCAGAUCGGUAUAUAGUCAUUGGAAUAUAUGGAAAUUUUUUUAGCAAUUGUUAAACUUAAUAUCUCUGAUUUGUAGACUUACAUAUCCAAUACCAUAUGCAUAACACAGCCCUUCUGUUACUGAGCUUUAUGUAUGAUAACUGAGGUAAGCACAUGAAACACUUUCAUGUAGUUUGUGAUUACACACAGGUUAAAAAAUACUCUUUAGUUUGUGUUGAAAAUAUAAUUUAAGGCAGGUUGUUCAAAGCAUCUGUCUUCUUUAUAUGAUAGCAUUAGUACACCUUGAUAUAAUAAAAAAGAUACCCCUAUUUAUGGUCACUUGAAUUUAUCCACUCUGAAGAUUAACAAGAUUUAAAACUUAUAGGGUCAUCAAAAUUAAAGUUCAAUGAAAUUUAAAUAAAAUAAAUUUAAGCCAUAGUUAACACCUGCAUUAUGCUGCAUUUAUGAAUGUCCUCCAAAAAAAAAGUCCAUGGUGAAAUCAGAAGAAUGUUGAAGUUCUCUACUUCUGCUCUUAGGAUAUGUUUAUACUAGACCAAUUACCAGAGUUUCUGAAAUUUCAAGGCAUUGCUGGCUUACCAGCAGAUUCUAUAAAUUUUCAAGUUGACUUAGAACUUAAGAAGGAAAUCUGAUAAGGUGAAUUUAAUAGUUAAAAAAUAUAUAUAUAUAACCACUAAAGUCCUUUAAGAAGAAGCAUAAUCUGAUAUCAAGCAGGCAUUGUGAGGUUGAGCUGUCCUGUCUGAAAAUAUAUAUACAUUAUGACUUAUUACAUAAGUUACUUUAAACCAGUGUUCAACAUUUAUGUCUUUAUUACUCACCCCUUCCAUACCUCUUUGCCUAGAAAAUUGGACAUCUAAAGAGAAAGCUUUAGGAAUGACAUCUGUUUGAUGAGUAGCUCAAGAGUUUUGACAGAACUAUCUCCUAAAAAUGCCUUAAAAAUGAGUACAACUCUCCAGAAAUUCAUACAAGUGGAAGUGUUCUGAAGCCAGUGAUAUAGCUUCAUGUUAUCAAACAAUCAUUUGCUGCUUUUUGUGUCUGUAUAGUCUUCAUAGACUCUUAUAGAAUCCUAUAAUUGAACUGAUCAUCAUUAACAGACAACAUGAGCAGUGAUUUGGGGAUAAUUAUUCAUUUGUUACAUUUUUGGAUACAAAUUCUACUGUCCAGUGGAGUAGGUUAACUUAAUGCUGAAAGAAGAUGGUAACUGGAAAAACAGUACCCAUGUAAUCUUUGGCGGAUAUUCUUUUUUUUUUCCUCAGUCAGCUACACCAGAUUAACACUUCAUGAAGAUGGUUUUAAGUUCUUUUGUAUACAAGCUUCGCACCACAAGAUGACUGGACACUGAUUCAUGAAAUUCUCUCACGUGUUCCCUGCAGCCUGAAGCAGGUUCUUCUAUUUGCCCUAUGGUCCCUGCUUGGUUCUAGAGACUGGUCCACCUCUGUUUUGAGAUUUUGUAGACCCGUGUAACUGAGGACCUGUCAGACAAAGAUGACAUCAUAAAGUAACGUUAGUAGACAUUUUAGAUUUGGUAAUCUCAAAUUUAUAUCUAAGGGCUUUUUUGCUCCAAUUAUCAGUUGGACUGAAAUUUGGAGACUGGUACUAAGUAAUAAAGUAUAUAUUUACCAAGGCAGUAAGAACCACAUUCCACAUUUACAUUAUUUUAUCAUGUAAAACCUACAAGUCUGUAUUAAGAUAUGAAACCUAGUUCUAGAGAAGAACCCACCAAGUAAAACAGACUAAUAUGUCUGUUUCACUUAUCUAAAUGUUAUAACUGGCCAUCAACAUGGCUAAAUGGAGUAACUAUAGCUCAGAGGCAGCACUGUGUCUCUUUGAGGACUACUAAUCCAAGAAAAGAAUCCACUGAAAGCAUUCGGAGACUGCCAAAAAAUGCAAAUAGGAACUGAACAAGAGAAUUUACUUGGAUGACAGAUAAUUUGAGGCAGAUUAUUUUUUAAUCUUAUUAACAGGAAACAUUUCAACUGAUUAGUACUUCCAUAUUUCACCUACAACAUAAUGAGAAUGACCCUGAUGGUGGUGAGAAGACCAUUAUAGGAAGAUAACUUUUAAGUUAAGAUAUCCUUAAAAUUUCUUCUUUCCUAUGAAAAUACAGUCUAUAGAAUAUGACUUAGAAAUAAAAGUUAAUGGGAUAGACUAAGACUCUGCAUGUCUUGUCAUUUUUAAAUUUCUUUUCUUACCUUGGCCUAGCAGGUUAACUGACCAUAGCAAGUUUAUUCUACAGAAAUAUGGAUCUACAUAAUAAAACCCAUGCAGUGUUUGAUGUUAUAAAAAUGACUUAUUUCACUUAAGUUUUUUAGAUUGAAGAAAAGAAAGUACUGUCUAUUUUGCCAGAGUGGUGAGAAGUUAAUUUACAUAUGAGAAAACAAAUCUGGAACUUGGCUCUGGGCAAUAGAGGUCUCCUCGAUCUUUAUUAUAUGCCAUUUCCAAAGGAAUUUCAGAUGAUUUACAGAUGUAGGAAAACAAAAUAUAAUAAAAUCUGGAGGAAGGGAAAAUAAACAUAGAAAACAGACAAAGGCAGGGUCUUAACAUAGCCACAUAGUAAAAUAAGAGCAAUGGUCCCACCUGUCACUGCAGAUCCCCUACCAGGUCGGGCCUGAUGAGGAUACUCAGCAACACACGAAUGAUAUUGUGUAUCUGGCUGCAAAACAGAAAAGAUGAGACACUUCUUACAAUGGGACUUCCCCCAAAGGAUGUAUGUUAGUAGGUUUACAAAGGAAUACCUUGAAAUCAGACAGCAAUGUAAAUGGCAUUGUCUGCCAGCUGAGGGACAAGUUGGUUGAGUGCACUCUUGUAUUUCAAGUAAAGAAUCCCAAGCCGGGGGCCUACAAAGCCAUUUGUUAACUUGUAAGAAUUUUUAAGUUCUUCUUUUAAAAAUUUCUUAAGUUCUAAAAUUUUAUUAAUAUGCCUUUAAGAUAAUUUUAGCACUUAUAAGUAACCCAUAUGGUUUAAUAUUUCUCAGUAUUUAUAAUGGCUGUUAAGGGAAUUUUAUCUAAUUUAGACUGCCUGCUGACUAAAGUUUAAAACAACAGAGCCUUUUCAGCAACAUUAAAACACCCAUGACUUUACCUCCAUACUUGAAAUGUGACUCUCAGUAUGAAGUUCAAACAUUUCAAAAUCACCUCUGAUAAUUAAAAAAUUUUAAGAUAUGAUUAAAACACUGAAAUGUAAAUAUAAAAAAAAAAAAAAAACCUAUCAAUGCCAUCCUGCUGGUGCUUCUGGAAUAAAAAACAUCCCUCUCAGUUCCCUGUCAGAGCACUGGAAUUAAGACAUUUCAGGAACCUUUUUUUGGUGAAGCCCCAUUUUUUUUUUUUACUGGGGUCACCAAACUUCCUUUCUGGUGGGCCAGAAAGUAGAUAUUUUAGGCUUUGUGGUACGUACUGCUAGAAACUGCUCAACUCUGCUGUUAGAGUGGGAAAGCAGUCAUAGAUAGUACAUAAGUGAAUGAGUAUGGUAGCUCUCCUGUAAUAACUUUAUUUACAAAAGCAGACUAACUUUUGUGGUGAGCUAAAUGGUCCAUAAAAAUAGUUUGUUCACCUAUAGGAGCAGAGUGCUAGUCUGAAAGUGCCAAGCCAGGGACUCAGUUAUAAUGCUCUCAGUUACAUCGAGCAACUAGCUCAUCUCCCUUUGCAUGACAGCAAACUGGGAAAGACACAACUAAGGUAAGAAAUUCUUACUUUUAUUGUUAUAAACAUCAGAAAAAGAAGAAACUGAAAAUUAUAUAUAAAUGUUUUAUAGAGAAUCUAGCUGUAGAAUAUAAUCAUGGAACACUGCUUUAACAAGUGCCCUGAAUCAAAUUAUGAGAGGACAGAUUUAAUAGAGGUUCUCAAACUUUUCUAGAGUUCACAUUGAGUAAGAAUCAGAAAUGCUCACAUUUCCCUUUAGGUCAUGUUUUGGUGAAUCUCCCCCUAAAUAAAGUCUCCUAAGGUCUGUUGAGUUGAAGUGUCCCCUCUUGCAGCUGCUGCCAAAAUUUAUGUCCACCUGGAACCUGUGGAUAUGACUAUUUGGAGAUAGAAUUUCUGCAGAUGUCAUCAAGAUAAGGCAAGGUCAUAUUGGACUAGGGUCAGCCAUAAAUUCAAUGAUUGGUAUCUUCGUAAGACAGAAAUCUGGACACAGACACAGGGAGGAAGGCUGUGUGAAGGCAUAGGCAGAAACUGGAGUGAUGCAGCUGCAAGGCAAGGACAGCCAGGGACUGCUGCAGUCCACCAGAAGCCAAGAAGAGGUGAGAAGAUCCUCAUUCAUAGAUCCUGUAGUGGGAGCAUUGUUCUGCUGACACCUUGAUUUUGGACUUCUAGGCUCUGGAACUGAUAGAAUAAAUUUCUGUUGUUUUAAGCCA
Molecule: messenger RNA, 6495 nt
Organism: Leopardus geoffroyi (Geoffroy's cat)
Lineage: Eukaryota; Metazoa; Chordata; Mammalia; Carnivora; Felidae
Gene: DNAJC9
Product: DnaJ heat shock protein family (Hsp40) member C9
Exons: 5
Coding region: 365-1147 (260 amino acids)
Cellular component (GO): nucleus; cytoplasm
Molecular function (GO): heat shock protein binding
Source: RefSeq, a predicted model, not a curated record